AUGCUCUACACUCGACGCUCGUCCGACUCCGAAUCUGAACAUGUGUUAAUGCCUGUGCGUAGCCAUGCGGGCAGCGAAUCUGGUAGCCGUCGCUCUCCGACUGUGGAUCACAAUUACCUAGGCGUACCACAGGCAAGGCCGCGCGCCUCCAACGCAGGCGGUGGACUCCAACCCACAAUUGUCAAUAUCGGCAGCCUUCCUUCAGCACGUAGACGCAGCAAUCGCAGCCAAAGCAGAAGCAGAAGCAGAAGCAGAAGCAGAUCCUGGCCGCGGUACCGCGACAGAACACCAUCCGAGAGGGAAUACAUCUUCAUACCCAGGGAUCGCGAUGGCUAUGACGAAGAUCUAUAUAGGGGGGUUGAUAACUAUGACGACUAUGACGGACGCAGGGAGCACGUUUACUCUGAAUCCGAUGACUCGGCAUCCUCUUUCGUAGCGGUUAGGCGAAGAUUGACGAGGGCAGAACGAUACUGCAAACCCGACAAUGUCAUCGAGGUCGACCUCCAGAACAUUGCUGACGGUUCGACUUUCGACGCCAAACUGCCAGCGCGGCAGAUCACCGAGCACAGGCUAGACAGACUAGCUCAGACCCGUCAACGUUAUCAUUUCGAGUCCAUCGAAUGGCGCAAGAUCCUGAGUGUUCGCCGAUAUGUCAAUCAGGACGCAAGGGAAAACGCCUUGGUCCAGUCACAGAUGUCCAUGGCUGGCGGAGGGAAAGCUGAUUUCCAGUUCCAGUGGAUACACCUGAAAGCCAAAUUUCGACUGCUGCAUGAUUUCCAAAAUUUCGUAGCAGCCCUGGAUUCGGUGGAUCCGGACGAGCGUAGCCUUGCCACCAUUUUGUUGACGAAGGCUGCUAAAGAGCAUGAACAGAGUCACUCCUGGGGGAAGUUUCUGGAAGGCCGAGUUGACCGAUGUGACGGCCACAAGGGCUCGGAGCCCGACAAGUGGGCAAUCUUUCUGUCAAUUCAUCACCUGCAUGCCGCACCGCGACCUCGCGAUCAAUCGAUUGCAGCGGAUUCACAUCACCCCCGAACGCUGUUCGAGUACCACUACAAGGACCAGGAAAACACGCAGGAGCGGGAUGCAAAGCAGAUCAUGCGCCAGGCAUCCCAGUCUGACGAGAUUCUCCACGUGCACAACAUGUGGGUGCUGCUUCUAAGUUCAGGUAGCGCCCUCUUCCUAAGCCUUUGGUGCUUCGUCGUGACGCUUUUCGUAGGAACCCUAAUCACGAGCUCCCCCGAUGCAAUGGGUGAUUGCCUCGGGCCAUCUGUUCUCGUCGAAGACAUCACCACCCAAUCCGAAAAGGGGGAGCUCCAGAUCAUUCGCUUCUUGGACCCGACAGACCGACAAUUCUUUGUGCCCUCGGCACAGUGCGAAACCUGGUUUGCCAUGAUGGGCAAGGUAGUCGGCCUAUGUGGCAGCAUAUAUGGCGAUGCUCUUGAAAGAUAUCACAUCAAUGACGUCAACGGGGUUGAAGUCACCGCUCCAGAAUGGCAACAGUUCCUCGCCAGCCAGAACAGCUUUUGCGCUACUGUGCGCAUAUCUCUCACCUCGAAUACACCACCAGCUCUAGAAGGGCCUGAGGCUUUCCGCCGUGAUUCUAUCACGAAUAGCAUUCGCAUCGACCAUCGAGCUCUCGUGCGUAUUCACAGAGACGACGAAAGUCCGAACUACCGAAUAUCUAGACGUCGGCGACGUAGAGACAGAAGUAGGAGGCACCGUGAUGAGGUCAAGGCCAGGAUUGAAGAGGAGGCCAGGAUCGAAAAGAAGACCAACGAGAUUGAACGCGAAGUGGCUAGCGUUUUGCAACCUAGACAUGGUCCUGCACCCAACCUUGGUGCUAAUGUCACUGAUGGGACGAGUCCCACGUCGCGAACAACCACCAUAAAACAUGAAUACCAGGGCAUGUACUCUCACGACCGAACGGAGUCCCCUGCCCCCUUGGACACGACGGCCCAGGAGUCUCGAGCCCAGAGAUCGAGGAGUCCUCCAGCUCGUAGGGGUCCCAGAAGGACUGCCGACUCUUCUGCCCCUGUCGCAAGACGUACGAGAACCUCAACUUACGUCGAGGUUCCAGGACUGCGGCGGGAUGAAAACACACUCGCUUUAGUCCCAUACAGAGAAGCUCGAGGCAGAUCGAGGGAGCCAGGUACGGUAUCUCGCAAGUCGACCGGCGCAGCGGACUAUCGGAUCACUCCAAAGAAGCCAUCUGCUGACGCGGAUCGAGACGGAGAUAUGCUUGCUCUCGUGCGUAGAGACAUGAGAUCUAUCGAUGAGCGCGAAAAAUCAAUCAAGCGACGACGUGAGAACCCGACGUAUCGAGUUGACUUUCUUCCCAACAUCAUCACUAACGAGUCCCUUAAUGUGAGAAAAUUUGACCACAUUUUUUACUUGCCCGAAGAGAUCUUCCAUUCCAUAAAAGGCCCCACGGUCGAAAAUCAAGGCCUCAACACCGUACCAGGGGGCCAAGGAGCGAGGAAGACAACGUCUCCCAGCGAGCAGGGGCAAGAUUCUUCCUUCCAAACGAGGGUAGUUGAGCAUGUGCACGCUGACAUAACCAAACCACCGGAGCCACUGUGGAAAACUCGACGAGACAAAAGGACGCCAGCGGAGAACCCGCCGCCUCCAGUGUUCCUUUGGCAAACCGGCCACAUAAAGCCACAAACGAGCGAUGAGGUUGAUCCGAGCUCCAAAGAAACUCAGGGAACCCCCGCUGUUCCACCUGCAGCCGAGGAAGGCUGUGUCACUGCAUUCAGUAGCAGAAACAAUACGGUCAAUGACCUACAAGACUUGCAGGUGCUCAAUUUGAUACUCUCGCAGAUCCAUUUGACACUUAGCAGAGGCGACCGAAUCAGCGGCGACGCCGUGCAAAGGCUCAAAGAUACGGAGGCUCCCAUAUACAAACUCCUUCAAGAGUCCUCGAUAGAUGUGGUACAGGCGGCAUUUGCCCAGAUAUGUGGUAGAGACAAUGCACCGAAAGCCGAACAGGAUCCUGCAUCAUCUGAUGUCACUGCGAAAAUUGGGCUGUGCUUAGAAAUCCUGAAGGACCUGAUGGACUUCUUCCUUCCCCAGGAUUACCCGUCCAUAGUUCUCAAGAAGUUCUGGGGCGGUGUUGCUAUAUGGCUCAAGAAACUUGAGCAAAUGCUAUCCGCUGAGUCAAGUCAAGGGUCCCGGUACGCCAGGCAAGGUCGUUCGGAACUGCCGCUUGAUGCAUUUUAUGUUGUGAAUGCCGAGCUAGCCCCGCGAAAUUCACAGGACCCAUCGCUGAAGCUUCCACAUCCCCUGCUGGAGGAGUGUCCGUCCUGCAUCCAUUGGCUCUCCCAUCCAGACAUGGACACUGCGAUCUUCCAUCUUCGCCAUGUCCAUUUCCGGAAUGCGGAGGUGACUCGCGAAGAACUACAAGAAUGGGUCCGGAAAGGGGACAGAGUCGAUAGCUUUCGACUGCGGUGCGACGCUAAGCGGCUUGUAGACACUGUGUUGGACCAUUGUACCAAUUUGCGGGUGUUGAAGAACGAAGUCGUCGCAGGGGUCUGCGGCAGUGGGAAGUUCGACUCUGCCGUCUAUAAGUUGCCGAACGGGCUCGUGCGGGCCUUUGAGCGUAUCCUGAUGAUGAUGGCUUACUCCGGGUACGCCGCCUCGCUGACAUUACAGGCGUACCGUGAGUCUCCUGAGCGGUUCCGCAGGUUCUUCGAAUCGACCCACCAGAACCACAUAAUUGAACUCGGGUACGCAGCCGAGGGUGCCUUUGACGAAGCUAAGAGCAACCUGAUGCUGAUGAGUCGUGUCAACGAAUACUCGAACAGCAUUCAAUACGACACCGUGGGACCGGAGUACAUGGUUUUGUUACUGCUCGCAGGCCUUCGAGACAGAGGAUCGAAACGAAAUCCACUCAAUCUGCCGAAACUUCAUCGAAAGGAGCUUAGCAGGCUGACGUUUGAAGCCCAUAACCACCCCCGCCGUCGCCUUCUUCAAGAGAUUCGGAUGCUGGAGACCGAGGUUUCGGCCGUACUAGACAUCAGGAGGGAUUGCAGUAAAGUUUUGCAUGAUUACAGAGACAUGCUGGCUUCAAGUGGCUUCAAGAAGACGACCACGACACGAAGGAGGCUUUACCAUGAUUUUGAAGAGAAUCUUGCCGACAAGCUUUUCAAGGAAGACCGGCAGGAUAUACGGGAGGCAGACGAGCUUCUGGGCGAGAUCCCCCAGCUCUGCAGCCAAUUGACGCAGGCCGUGGAGAUCCAACAAGAAGACCACGGAAAAGCGAUCCUGGUCUUCACCAUUGUGACGAUUGUGUUUCUUCCCAUGUCAUUCGUGACAGGCUUCAUGGGCAUGAACACGGCUGACAUCCGCAACCAGGAAUCCGGCCAGUGGGUGUUCUGGGCCGCCGCCAUACCGCUGACGUUCGUCGUCGUGGCUCUCACGGUCUGGAUCGGGUAUAACAGCGAAUCGCUGAGCCAGUGGCUGUGGAUGUGGCAGACAAAUAGGAAGCAGCGGCAGUUUAAGAGCUCUUGGGAAGAGUCUCGCGCGGAGAAACGGCAUGCUUUCAGGAAGCAAGGCGGCAACGAGAAGGUGAGCGAGACUACGAAUACGGCCCCUGCCACGGCUGCGACCGCGACUACGACUAGGCCUUUGCCUGGGCUGCGUGGGUGGAAAUCAGCAAGACAAACGCGGAAGUCACGGUCUGUAAAACGUAAUGCCUAUUUUUACGUCUAG
This is a messenger RNA of Rhinocladiella mackenziei CBS 650.93, 4710 nucleotides long. RefSeq lists its product as uncharacterized. The coding region runs from base 1 to 4710 and encodes 1569 amino acids. The record is from RefSeq and is a predicted model, not a curated record. Gene Ontology annotation, cellular component: membrane. The transcript has 6 exons. Gene Ontology annotation, molecular function: metal ion transmembrane transporter activity. Lineage: Eukaryota; Fungi; Ascomycota; Eurotiomycetes; Chaetothyriales; Herpotrichiellaceae. Gene Ontology annotation, biological process: transmembrane transport; metal ion transport.